This is a messenger RNA of Hibiscus syriacus, 1396 nucleotides long. Its product is annotated as transmembrane protein 53-like. The record is from RefSeq and is a predicted model, not a curated record. Bases 75 to 1196 code for a protein of 373 amino acids. NCBI's taxonomy places the organism in Eukaryota, Viridiplantae, Streptophyta, Magnoliopsida, Malvales, Malvaceae. The transcript is spliced from 5 exons.
UGAUCAGAGAAAGUAGGUGAGUCUACUGAACGAGUUGGAAAAUCUGACGAGUGAAAUCAGUAGCCAUUUCCACCAUGAAAGCUGCUUCCUACUCUAACGCUCUCACUUUCCCUUCGAUAAUAACGAGGAAGACGCCAAAACAACAAUCUCCAACUCGUUUCAGAAGAACCCAUUUUCUCAAACUUGGUCAAAGCUUCUCAAACAAUCCUUUUCCCAGACCUCAGGCGAAUCCCUUUGCAUCUUCGUUUCUCCCCGCUUCUUCUUCUUUCAACGCGUUCACCGAAUCUACCGCCAACGGCACGUAUUUGGGUUGGAACAAAGCUCCGGAGAUCAUGAUCGACGGCGGUGGAGAAGCCGAGGCUUUGGGGAAUACAGACAAAGUGACCACCGUGGUUCUUUUGGGGUGGCUUGGGGCUACCAACAAGCAUUUGAAUAAAUUCGUUGAAUGGUAUAAUUCAAGAGGAAUACAUGCUGUUACUUUUCUUGUUGAACUCAAGGAUUUGCUGUGCUUGGAUCCGGUUUCGAUGCUUGACAGGCGUAUAGCUGAAUUGGCCAAUGGGUUGGCCACUUGGGGUUCGGAGAAAGAAGAAGAUGGCCGUGAAAGGUGCUUCAUUUUCCAUACUUUUAGCAACACUGGCUGGCUUGUAUAUGGUUCAGUGAUCGAGCGUUUUCAGAGAAGAGAAGGGUUGAAAGAGAUGAUAAAAGGAGUGAUUUUUGAUUCAGGAUCAGCUGACCCUUUAAAUCCCAAGGUGUGGGCAGCUGGUUUUGCUGUUGCAAUACUGAAGAAACUCAACAACUCAAAAAACGGAUCUGAAAAUGGAGUGACUGAUUCGAAACCGCAGAAAGCGGAACCGGAGAUGGUUGAAGCUGUAGUGCUAGCUUCCUUGGAAAAGUUUUUUAAAUCCCUUCUAAAUAUGCCGGAAGUAGAGAGGAAGUUUAGAGCGGUCGUGAAUGCGGCCUUGGAGCACCAUCCGCACUGCCCGCAACUAUAUCUUUAUAGCACAGCCGAUAAGGUUGUUCCGUAUAAAUCGGUCGAGUUCUGCAUUGACAAGAUGAGCAACAAAGGGAUAAAGGUAUUCUCCUUGAACUUCGGAACGUCUCCUCAUGUCGAUCACUACCGGAAUUUCCCCAACUUAUAUUCAUCAGAGCUUCAUAGCUUCCUGAAAGAAUGUUUUCCUUCUUCUAAACAAAAAUGAACCCUUUCGGAGUGCUUCAAUCCACUUGUUGUAGUCCCAUGUUUCAUCCGAAAUAAGCUUGUUGUAGUCCCAUGUGUCGUGUCGGCGAUCUAUCGAGUCGAUGUGUUACUAGACACCGUGAAGACUAUGAAUAUCAAGCUUGUAUGGUUAUGUGAUGAUAUCUGAAAUCUGAUUAUGAAUAUCAAGCUUUCAUGGUUAUA